Molecule: messenger RNA, 2790 nt
Organism: Cercopithifilaria johnstoni
Lineage: Eukaryota; Metazoa; Nematoda; Chromadorea; Rhabditida; Onchocercidae
Source: the annotation of a GenBank genome assembly
AUGAUUCAUGGUUUAACGGGCCAUUGUUACCAUUUACAGUUAAGGUCCGCUUAUGUUGUAGUUUUUCCGACGGCUGGAAUUGUUAGAAAUGGAAUUGAAGUCGUGGUUAGCUUGUUUGGUUAUACAAUGGAUAAGCCAGUGAAGUUAGCAAAAGUGACGAAGAUUCUCGGACGUACCGGUUCACAAGGACAGUGUACACAGGUGCUUGUUGACUUUAUCGAUGAUCCUUCAAAUCGCUCAAUUAUCCGUAACGUAAAAGGACCAGUUCGAGAGGGCGAUAUUCUGACAUUAUUGGAAGCAGAAAGGGAAGCCCGUCGUCUUCCCGUAUUGUGUUGUGAUCCGAAAAAUAUGUGCUCGCUGGAAACGGGUACAGUUGAGGUGGCAGAAUGCAAGAUUGGCAUAACUUUUAUGGGCAGAGGGUGCCAAAGACAUACUAAGUGUUUGACAUGGUCUAAAGUUAUCAAUGUGGUAGCAUUUGCUUCUGCGGGAAGUGUUUGUUUUGUGGUUCCAAAGCAAAAUAAUCGAUGUAUAGCUGUAGAAAAUGCAGUGAAGGCGCAUGAUUUUCCAAUAACUUGUUUGAAAUUUGUUUCAUGGUAUCAUUGUAAUGGAUUUUUAGCUUUUGGUUUGGAUUAUCUCAUAACAGGAGCGGCAGAUGGAACUGCUCGUUUAUGGGCAGUACGAAUAUCAGACAGAACAGUUGUUGCGAAGCUAGUUAAUGAUAUUGGAAAUGUAGCAACAAGACUUCCUGUGAAUUGUUGUGCCGGUUCAGUUUUUAGCGAAGCGAAUAGAGAUAUUAUUAUUGCGAUUUAUGCUAUUCCUGAUGGUUCAUUAGUUGCUGAACAGAUUGCUGUCGAUAGAGUAUCUUUGGAGAGAACAGAAAAGCAAAGCUAUGACAAAAUCGUAUUUCAACCAGCUUUCAUUGUUUCUGUUGCUGUUCAUAUAAUAUCAAGUGACAAUGUGUUGUUCGUUCUGGGGACAACAAAUAGUAAUGUUGAAGUAAUUUGUGCCAAAUUUGCUUAUAUUUCUUCACAAUUACGAAAAGCCGUAACUCUUCAAGGGCAUACUGACUGGAUUUGCAGUAUAGAUAUACGAGCGUACGAAAAUGAUAUUUGGAUAGCAAGUGGUGGGCAAGAAAAUAUCCGUCUGUGGCGUUUUGAUCUAUUGCAAGACAAUGAAGUAUGUACUGAUAGCGAUUCUCAAUUACAAGCUCAAUUUCAAUUAUUUGAUGAAGAUACUAAAGCUACUUGCACGAUAAAUGUCACCCUUGAAGGUGUUUUAAACGCCCAUGAUGAUUGGAUUUAUUCAGUGGAAUGGCAUUCUAGCAAGUUACAAUUGUUAAGUGCAUCAAAUGAUAAAACAAUAAUCAUAUGGGAACCAUCCGAAAUUGCUUCUGGAUUAUGGUUCGAUUCUGUACGUGUUGGUGACGUUGGUGGACAGGCGGUUGGUUUUUUUGGAGCUUGUUUUUCUCCUGAUGGUUACACAAUCCUUGCUUAUUCAUAUUUUGGUGGCUUUUGUUCAUGGCAAGUGGAAAAAGAAGACAGCAGCUACUGGAAAAGUGUUUCAACUUUCGGUGGACAUUCUGGACAGGUUAGAGAUAUUACUUGGGAUCCUACCGGAAGUUAUUUGUUAUCAUGCUCUUAUGAUCAAACAACUCGGUGUUAUGCUCCUUCUGCUAACGAUGGUGUAAUAAGCGAGAUUGCACGGCCACAGGUGCACGGUUAUGAUUUGACAACCAUCGCAUCUAUUUCAAGUAGUCGCUUUGUCUCGGGUGCCGACGAGAAAAUUCUUCGUGUUUUCGCUGCGCCACGUAAUUUCGUCGAAAGGCUAAAGAUUGUUUCGAAGUAUGAUUGCCAGUUAUUUCCGGACCCCACUCAAAUUGCUGGAUACAGUGCAGCCAUUCCAGCGCUGGGUUUAUCAAAUAAGAUUAUCGACAAUGUAAAUAUUCGAGGUAAAGAAAAUUUGGCAGUUGGAAAUGCAAUGAAUUGCGAUGAAGGAGUGCCUGUUGAGGAAUGCUUAAUGCAAGAUACACUAUGGCCAGAAAUUCAAAAAUUAUACGGCCACGGAUUUGAAUUAUUUACGGUUGCAUCAAAUCAUUCUGGUACUCUUAUUGCAAGUUCAUGCAAGGCAAGUCGUGCUGAAAACGCGGUCAUCAUCAUAUGGGACAGUAAGGAAUGCAGGCGUCAAUGCGAACUGCAAUGUCAUAAGCUUACUGUUGCACAGUUGGCUUUCUCAAAUAAUGAUUCAUUUCUUCUUUCUGUUUCCCGCGAUAGAACUUUUGCUAUUUCUGUUUGCUCUUCGCAAGAUCCUUUUGACUGGAAACUUCAAUUGACGUCGGAGGAAAAGUACAGUAAAGUGCAUUCUCGUAUCAUUUGGUGUUGUGCGUGGGCCCCGGAUGAUAAAUAUUUCGUGACUGGAGCAAGAGAUAAGAAGUUAUGUCUUUGGCGUUUUGAUGGGAAUGACAUUCAACUUGUUGCAGAAAGGAAACAUUUACAUGCUGUUACAGCAGUAGAUUUUAUGCCAAAAUUAUGGAACAAACAUUACAUUCUGGCUGUUGGUUUUGAAAACGGUGAAAUCGAAAUUGAAAAAUGGAAUUUCGAUCAAGACCCCAUUAAUAGUAAUGAUAACUGCUUGAAACGGUGGUUGGCUCAUUCGGGAACGAUAAAUAGGCUGAAGUUUCGUCCAAAAGAAGGAUCCUGGUUAGGCAAUGGUGAUGUAAAUAACCAUAUUUGGGAAUUUGCUUCAGCGAGCAAUGAUCAUUCCGUUAUAGUUCAUCAUUUAAGUUUGUUGUGA